Spinacia oleracea (spinach) is the source of this 444-nucleotide messenger RNA. Its product is annotated as ferredoxin-2. NCBI's taxonomy places the organism in Eukaryota, Viridiplantae, Streptophyta, Magnoliopsida, Caryophyllales, Amaranthaceae. The transcript has a single exon. Gene Ontology annotation, cellular component: chloroplast stroma. Gene Ontology annotation, molecular function: electron transfer activity; 2 iron, 2 sulfur cluster binding. The record is from RefSeq and is a predicted model, not a curated record. Bases 1 to 444 code for a protein of 147 amino acids. Gene Ontology annotation, biological process: electron transport chain.
AUGGCGGCGGCAGCAGCAACAACAAUGGUGGCAGCUACCUUGGUAAGAAAGCCGCAAACUCCUCCUAUGUUGGGAGCACUCCCUACCAACGUUGGCCAGGUCAUGUUUGGGCUAAAGGCUGGUGGUCGAGGAGGAAGGGUGACAGCAAUGGCUACCUACAAGGUAACCUUGGUUACACCUUCGGGUAGUCAGGUGAUUGAGUGUGGCGAUGAUGAGUACAUCUUGGAUGCUGCUGAGGAGAAGGGAAUGGACUUACCUUACUCAUGCCGUGCAGGUGCGUGCUCUUCAUGCGCCGGAAAGGUGACCUCAGGCAGUGUGGACCAAUCAGACCAGAGCUUCUUAGAGGAUGGACAGAUGGAAGAAGGCUGGGUUCUCACAUGUAUUGCUUACCCUACCGGUGAUGUCACUAUUGAGACUCACAAAGAGGAGGAGCUCACUGCUUAA